AAUUAUCAAGGCCUCGGGAUGUGUGUUUGUGGCCUACAGCAUCAAGACGACUUUGUUGAUCUGGAUGACUCAUCAUAAUCCUUUCCCUCGCCUCUACAGACGCCAUUCAUUCAGCGCAGUUAGACAUGCUAAUAUCGAGGCAUUUCCGGAUGAUGGCGCAUUAUCUGGACGCCCAAUAAAUCAACCAGUUGCCUCUCUGAUGCAUGGCCAUUGACUUUCAAGUUUUGCAUACAACCCAUCCACAACCGCAUUCUGCCUCGACUUCAACGACCUCUUAGAAAUGGACUUCGAAUAUGCCGACCAGUACCGUGACCUACGAUCUCGACGACGCACUCGAAAUCGAGAUGCCAAACAGGCCUCCAAGUACUACGGCUAUCGCGGUGUGCAUCCCAGUUGGGUUGGCCAACCCCACUAUGCAUUCACUUCUACAUCAGGUACGCGGCGUUCUCUGACAGGAGAGUAUUCUUCCUUCUAUGAAGCCAUGUAUCCGGCAUUCGCUCCUCUCAUCUCAAUGCCUCAGCAUAUGAGGAUAUCAACCUGGACCAAACAUGACAUGUGGGUUGACCGAGACACCGACAUUUGGCCUCUGGAUCGACGGCAUCACAGGGGCAAGAAGAUUCGAGAGAAAAGGAGCACCAAAUGGACGAUGGAGACACUGGGGAGAAGUAUGAAGGCGAAAACCAAGGCCGUAAACGGUGCGAUUGCCGAAGGCCAAGCAGAAGUGGCGAUGUCGUAUAACCACGAUGGAUUGAACAGCGUCGACGAUGCAGCAGAAUCUGGCCAGUUAGAUGGUGAUAACGAAGUAGACUGGGACGGCUCGGUGGCUCGCGAUGGUGUCGACAAGGAUGAUCGUCGACAAGCAGAUGAUGAACCGAGGAAUCUUUCUGACCAUGACGAUAAUUCAGGGGACGAAGAGACAUUUGAGUUCGUGUCAGUCAAGGACUUUGACGUGCAGUCAUUGUCGUCCAUGGAGGAUUUUGAUCCUUGACUUCAUCCCACCAUGUGCUGCCAUGAGAAAACAGCAGCAGUCAAUUCUCCGCCAGGGCUGAGUGUAUCGUGCUAUAAGUACGGGGGUGCCUCUCUUCUCCACUAACAUGGCUGUACGCUAAAAUCAAUACAUGACCUGUCGACUUUGUGGAUGAAGUUGAAGCCCAAGGGCACUGGCGAAAAAAAGAAUCGUUCUACGUACGUCAAGCUUCUUAAGCUUUUUUCUCGCCUUCGAAUCGAUAUGGCAUGAGAUCGAUUGUCGGCCCUUUUAGCGGCCGCCUCGCUCUUACGAAACCCGAUGAACGAGACCAACAAUUAAUGGUGGACGAUAUCCGAACUUGGUAUCCGUACGCCGGCGUCGUCUCUAGCAGAAAGUCGGAGAGUGGCUUGUUUCACAAUGCAUAUUGGAUUCGAGGUAACCCCAUGACAUCUGACUUUCUGACACCACUACUAGACCCACGGCGAGACUACAAAAAAGUACUGUACAAUGUCAACAAGCAGCGCGGAGUCUGGGGUGACAC
Molecule: messenger RNA, 1508 nt
Organism: Exophiala oligosperma
Lineage: Eukaryota; Fungi; Ascomycota; Eurotiomycetes; Chaetothyriales; Herpotrichiellaceae
Exons: 1
Coding region: 281-988 (235 amino acids)
Source: RefSeq, a predicted model, not a curated record